This is a messenger RNA of Penicillium daleae, 378 nucleotides long. RefSeq lists its product as uncharacterized. The record is from RefSeq and is a predicted model, not a curated record. Lineage: Eukaryota; Fungi; Ascomycota; Eurotiomycetes; Eurotiales; Aspergillaceae. The transcript has a single exon. The coding region runs from base 1 to 378 and encodes 125 amino acids.
AUGUCAUAUGCUAAUUACCCGCUGUUUGCCCUCCAGGUCUCCGAAACAGGUCCUGACGCAGUCAUUCUCUCCAUAUCCGACUCUCGCAGCUGGUAUCUCCGCCGGGUACGUGGUGGAGAGAUCCCUGGCGGCACACGAGCUCGCUUUCGCCGCUGCGGCAGCGCCGCUGGCUGCGCCGGCGGCGGAGUAAACUCCACAGCUCUCCGCGGUGAUAAUGACCUGAUAAUUGCUCCUAGCGAUGGGAGAGAUGAUGAGAUAGAUACCUCUGAGGGCGGAGGAGAUGGCGCUGGAGCUCCUGCUGCCACAGGAGCUUCAGCUUCAAGCUUUAUCGUCACUGGUUCAAGUCUUUUUCUCUUGAUAAUCAGGAAGACCUCAUAA